Molecule: messenger RNA, 3781 nt
Organism: Schistosoma rodhaini
Lineage: Eukaryota; Metazoa; Platyhelminthes; Trematoda; Strigeidida; Schistosomatidae
Source: the annotation of a GenBank genome assembly
GAAUGUCGAAUUUUUAUUACAAUAUAAUGUGGUAGUAGUAGUAAUAAUAAUAAUAAUAAUCAUAGUUUCUAUGGGACCAUUCGACUACAACGUUCUGUUAAUGAAAUAAUGAAAAGUGACAAUAUCAUUUUUCUGAAAUGAACAUUGAUUGUAAUAAAAUCGGAAAGUGACUUAAUUCUAUAUUUUUUUUAAAAGUAGCAAUAACUAGUCACAGUAUUUAAAGCAUUUUAACAUUGAACAAAUCUUUAUUAAAUUGUACUAACGUAAUCAUAAUUAAAUUAUUCUAUUUGGAAUUUUCAAACUGGAUAUGUCUGUAAAAGAACAAAAUAAUGAUACUGAAAAUUAUGUGGAUACGUCUAUGGCACCAAGGAAAAAUCGGCAAAACGAUCGACAGACAAUAUGUUUAUUGUAUGCAUCAUCUGUUGUGGCUGCAAGUCUUUCAAUUGCAGUUGCGUCAAUGCAAUACGCUGAGGAGGUUGAUCAACAGACUAUUACUGCCAAGUGGGGUAGACCUUUGUUUUCAAGUAGUCUCUAUGCCACAUGCUGUCUACUAUUAAUUAUAAUGGCUGGUUACUUCGAGUUUCAUAGAAUGGAGACAUUCGAAGCUGUAUAUCGAGGAACUGGACCGGUUCCAUUCAGUGUAAAAUUUUCAGUCAAAGGUGAAAAAGUCAAUCUGUAUUUACGGCUUGGGUUAGCAAUGUUUGGGUUAAUGAGUAUUGGUCACGUUGCUGUUAAAUGUGUUGAAGAAGCCGAAAUCACUGACGCUGUAUUCAAUUUAUACUUGAAAUCGAUAUUGGAAAUGGCAUUUUAUGUACUUCAAACAUUAUUUAUACUCAGAUAUCAUAGGUUAGUAAUCUUACAAUACAAUGAAGUUAUGGGUGCAUUUCUUGUUCAUUUACUUACUACAAAUUUAUGUAUAUGGGCUGAUAUAUCAGUUGGAAAAAUUGAUAAAACAUUAUGGUAUGGUAAUCAAAAGAAAUCAAGUGAACAUACUUAUAAUAGAAGUGAAAUGAAUAAUAAUUUAACUUUAUUAGAUAAUCGUACACAUUUAUAUAAUUUAGUUGAUAUUUCAUUUUAUUUAUUACCAACUGUUAGUGAAUAUUGUUUAUUAGCUGCAGCAUUAUUAUAUGAAAUUAUAAUGAGAAUUGGUCAACCAACAUUUAUUGAAAUAGAAAGACCACAUGAUUUAAAAAAAGAUCACAAGAUACUUCGAGAUUGUCGAGGUUGGAGUACAAGUUCUGGAGCAUGGUUUGGUAUAAUUACAGUACUUAUAAUUAUUGCAUUAACAACAUUAACAGUAUCUGCACCGAAUCACAUUGAUUUAAAGCAAAAUUUAUGGAAAUGUAUUGUUGUUUUAGCUGAAGAAGCUAUAUUAAGCCUUUUUGGGAUAUUAUUUGUAUUAAUGGCAUUUUAUCAAACAAGACGCUUAAAAUUUAGCAUUGCUACAAGACAAAGUCGUGUUGAUGAAUUUCUUUUAUAUACAGCUUUCUUUUUUGCUGCAAAUUAUACAAUAACAACAAUUAUAUUAGCUGCUGAUUUAGAAGCAAAAGGAAAUGGUAUACCUAACACGAGUGGUAGUGAGAAGCAUUUACUAAUUGGUCGUUGUUUAGUCGAUGCUUUUGAAUUUGUUCAGAUGGUUUUACAAACAUACUUUGUGCAAGAUAGUUUUUAUCGAUGUAGUGAUAGAAUAGAACAGCAAAUUGUCAAACCCGGAAGACAAUCGAUUGUUGCAUUGCUUGGAAUAAAUUUAGCUUUAUGGAUUCAAAAAAGCUUUCAGCUUAAAAGUGCAGAUAUCUUAUUCAUGUUGGAAACAAACCGUGGCACUUAUGGUUGGAUUUUAUUUGUUGUAACAAUGCCAAUUAGUUUAUUCUAUAGAUAUCAUUGUACAGUAUGUUUAUCACAAUGUUUCAAUAAGUUAUACGAAGAUGAGACACACCGAUUUGAAGAAAUGUGGCGACACCAAGUUGAUCCAUUUACUGAUAUUCUUGUUCGGUCAACCGAUUCGUUUUCUGAAUAUGAACAAGCUAAGACAUCUCUUAAACCCACCAGUGAAGUACAAGUCACCAUCGAAAAUGAUGACAGACAAAACAGAAAAUUAGCUGUUUUUUCAAAAACAAAACCUUGGAGAACAUUUGACUUAACAGACGAAACUGAGAAUGAUGGGAAAGCAACCUUAAUGGGUCAAAAUCAUCACGUCCAUAAUAAAUUACAAGUGAAUAAAAACGGUCAUGAUGAAAACAUCCUAAUGGGUAACUCUAUUCAAGACGAUGAAAAUUACCUAAAACCAAAUAAACAAUUAUUCGACUCAGAAAUACUUACAGAAAGUCAAGAUCAAGAUAAUUUACGAUGUGAUAGUAAUGUAUCAGCCCAUGAUGAUGAGGAUAAAUCUCCAAAAGCAAGUAAAACCCCUGAAAUUUGUUUAUCCGACACCAGUGCAGUUAUUACACAGAAAAAUGAUGAUCACUUAACUAAAGAUCGAUUAACCUCAGCACGAAACAGUUACACGUGCUUAGCAAUGCGUAGAUAUUCUCUAGUAAUCUUACCUUCAGAUCAGUACUCUAGUAAGAACGAGGAGUUUAACGCAGUAACUAUUGACAGCAAAACGUUUGACAAAAAUCUACAGGACCACUUGUCUGGAGUUAGACAAACUCCUGAGCGCAGGCAGGUUAGACGUCGUAGGACAUUAAAGAAUCUUGAAACUGCAAAGCACAGAGUUCUUGCAGCAGAAUUGGCUCAUCGGAUGGUUAUUGAACGAACUAGUGGAGCAUCUCCUUCUACAUAUUUUGUCGAUGCCAACAUAUCCAACCUUGACAAUAACAAUCAGUUUUACCAUGAACUAAAAAACUCAUUGUUAUUCUCAACUAGGCCUUCAGAUGCUGCCGAAAAUUCUCCUAAACUUACAUGCGUACAAAGUUCAGCGAAUGAAUUUCGUAUAGCUAAAGCUGUCACUGAGACAGCAGCAAUAACAAUUGCUCCAGUUGAGUCGAAAAUUGCAGCUAACAUACCACUAAUAACUUUUAAUCAAUACCCAGAUCCAUUAAACAAACAAAGUGACAUCAGCCAUAAAAGUCACUUGUCAGUGUUGCAAUUUCAUCAUAGACGAAGUGCUGCAAACAUUAAUCGUGUUAUGGAUGAAUUAAAAAAUGAGGAUGAAUUUCAAAAACGCUUACACAAACGAAGUUCAUUUAAAGAAGGAAAUUGGCCAUCGAAAAUUGGAUUUCAUAAAUCCUUCAAAAGUCAUUUUACUAAAUCUUCAUCACCUGAAUCAAACCUUGCUCAAAAGCAUUUAAAACCUGAACACAGUAUAUCUAAUGAAAAAUCUAAUACUUGUCCAAUAAUUACUACUUCUGAUCAAACAAAUGAUAAAAAUUCAAUCAAUCUAACUCUGAGUUCAAAUCCUGAAGUACCUAUAUGUGACCUAAAAUUAACUAAAGGUGAAUAGUAACUUAUUUUUACUCUACUUUAAUUUUUUACCUCCUUUUAUCAUUGUUUUAUUUUAUUGUCCAUUAAAUUCGUGAUUUUUAGUCAGAACUUUAGAAAUCUACUACUUUUUACAUUGAUUUCAUUCAGCUUAUUAUUUCAUACAAAAAAGAUCCGGAGGAAACUCAGGUAUUUUAAUUAUAUUGAAUAGUAGAUAAUCGCUAGUGUAUAUCAUAACCAUCUUUAUUACUCUUAUCCAUAUCAUUGUACAAAUAUGCAUAUAUCAAAAAAUUUUCUCACAUUUAUCUGAUUCAUUUUUUUCCUCUGUUUCAAAAAUAAAAUAAAUAUAUAUUCGAUUCAG